CUCAAUUCACAAAGCCCUCUUUCCUCCGCCACCACCAUGAGUGCCACUGGCAACACUAGGAAACGGGGGGCGCCGCCGCCAUCAGCAGCAACUCCAUCUCCUAAACCGAAGCAGCAGGCAGUGAUGGAAGAUGAGGAGUUGGACGAGGACGUAUUCCUCGAGGAAACCCUACUCCACUACGAGGAAGAGGACUCGCAGCGCAGUGCGCUCGCCGAUCGACUCGUCAAGUGGAAGCGUCCUCCACUUUCCGAUGCCUACCAAUCUCAGUCUCGAAACAUUGUUUUUCAACAAUUGGAGAUCGAUUACAUUAUUGGAGAUAGCAACAGGGAACUGUUGCCAAGUUCUACUGGUCCUGCUGCAAUUAUAAGGAUUUUUGGGGUAACUGAAGAAGGGCAUAGUGUGUGCUGCAAUGUACAUGGGUUCGAACCAUACUUUUAUAUCAGCUGUCCACCAGGCUUUGGUCCUGAUGAUAUCUCCCGAUUCCAUCAAGUCCUUGAGGGUAAGAUGAGAGAAUCAAACCGAAACAGUAAGGUUCCAAAGUUUGUUCAUCGCAUUGAACUUGUACAGAGGCGAAGCAUCAUGUACUAUCAACAGCAGAAUGCUCAACCAUUUCUUAAAAUUGUAGUGGCACUGCCAACAAUGGUCACCAGCUGCCGUGGUAUCCUAGAUAGAGGAAUACAAAUUGAUGGGUUGGGAAUGAAAAGUUUUAUGACAUACGAGAGCAAUGUGCUUUUUGCUCUUCGAUUCAUGGUUGACUGCAAUAUAGUUGGCGGCAAUUGGAUAGAAGUUCCUUGUGGAAAGUAUAAGAAGACAGGAAGAAACCUCUCCUACUGUCAACUAGAGUUUGAUUGCCUUUUUACGGACUUGAUCAGUCAUGCACCUGAAGGGGAAUUCUCAAAGAUUGCUCCAUUUCGCAUACUAAGUUUUGAUAUUGAGUGCGCUGGAAGAAAAGGCCAUUUUCCUGAGCCCACUCAUGAUCCUGUUAUUCAGGUAGCCAAUCAAGUAACCUUGCAGGGAGAAGACGAGCCAUUUGUUCGCAAUGUGAUGACCCUUAACUCUUGCUCACCUAUUGUUGGAGUUGAUGUAAUGUCAUUUGACACAGAAAAAGAUCUUCUAUUAGCUUGGAGGGACUUCCUGCGUGAAGUGGACCCAGAUAUUAUAAUUGGUUAUAACAUCUGCAAAUUUGAUUUGCCAUACCUCAUUCAGAGAGCUGAAGUGUUGGGGGUAGCUGAAUUUCCAAUAAUUGGACGUAUCCGGAACAGCAGAGUCCGUGUCAAAGAUACAACUUUUUCAUCAAGGCAGUAUGGGACCAGGGAAAGUAAAGAAGUUACCAUUGAGGGGAGAGUUCAAUUUGAUCUGCUACAGGUCAUGCAAAGAGAUUACAAGUUAAGCUCUUAUUCACUAAAUUCUGUAUCUGCACACUUUCUGAAGGAGCAGAAAGAAGAUGUUCAUCAUUCAAUUAUAACUGACCUCCAGAAUGGAAGUUCAGAAACAAGGAGACGCCUUGCUGUGUAUUGUUUAAAGGAUGCUAAACUUCCACAACGUCUUUUGGAUAAGUUGAUGCUCAUAUAUAACUAUGUGGAGAUGGCUCGAGUUACAGGUGUUCCCAUCUCGUUUCUACUUUCCAGAGGGCAGAGCAUUAAGGUGUUGUCUCAGCUUCUAAGGAAAGCUAAACAAAAAAAUAUGGUUAUUCCAAAUGCGAAACAGGCUGGAACUGAACAGGGAACAUAUGAGGGUGCAACUGUUCUGGAAGCCAGAGCAGGGUUCUACGAAAAGCCUAUUGCAACACUUGAUUUUGCAUCUUUGUAUCCAUCAAUUAUGAUGGCAUACAACUUGUGUUAUUGUACGCUGGUAACCCCAGAAGAGGCCCGUAAACUUAAUCUUCCACCAGAGUGCGUCACUAAAACUCCAUCUGGUGAUACAUUCGUGAAAUCAAAUUUACAGAAGGGAAUCCUACCUGAAAUCCUUGAAGAACUUUUGACUGCUCGCAAAAGGGCCAAGGCAGAUUUGAAGGAAGCUAAGGAUCCUCUAGUGAAAGCUGUGCUAGAUGGGCGGCAACUGGCUUUAAAGAUAAGCGCCAAUUCUGUGUAUGGUUUUACUGGAGCAACAGUUGGUCAACUACCUUGUUUAGAGAUAUCCUCCAGUGUUACUAGCUAUGGUCGACAAAUGAUUGAACACACAAAGAAACUUGUGGAAGAAAAAUUCACUGUGCUUGGGGGCUAUGAGCAUAACGCUGAGGUCAUAUAUGGAGAUACUGAUUCAGUUAUGGUGCAAUUUGGUGUGCCCUCAGUUGAUGCAGCUAUGGACUUGGGUAGGGAGGCUGCUGAUUAUAUUAGUGGCACUUUCAUAAGGCCCAUAAAGCUAGAGUUUGAGAAGAUUUACUACCCAUAUUUAUUGAUUAGUAAGAAGAGAUAUGCUGGCCUUAUUUGGACAAACCCAAAUAAAUACGACAAGAUGGAUACAAAAGGGAUUGAAACUGUACGGCGGGACAAUUGCUUGCUAGUCAAGAACCUUGUGACUGAAUGCCUCAAUAAAAUAUUGAUAGACAGGGAUAUUCCUGGUGCAGUUCAGUUUGUCAAGAACACAAUCUCAGAUCUUCUUAUGAAUCGCAUGGAUUUAUCUCUUUUAGUUAUCACCAAGGGUCUGACUAAAACAGGGGAUGACUAUGAAGUUAAAGCAGCGCAUGUUGAGCUUGCAGAACGGAUGCGCAAGAGAGAUGCUGCUACUGCUCCAAAUGUUGGGGAUCGAGUUCCUUAUGUCAUUAUCAAAGCAGCAAAAGGUGCCAAGGCAUAUGAAAAAUCGGAGGAUCCCAUCUUUGUAUUAGAAAACAAUAUUCCGAUAGACCCUCAUUACUACCUUGACAAUCAAAUUAGCAAGCCAUUACUGAGGAUCUUUGAACCUAUAUUGAAGAAUGCUAGUAGUGAGCUUCUCCACGGAAGUCAUACACGAUCUAUUUCCAUUUCUACCCCUUCCAACAGCGGCAUUAUGAGAUUUGCUAAAAAGCAACUAACUUGCAUUGGGUGUAAGGCUUUAAUCAGUAAUUCAGAACAAACUCUAUGCUCACACUGCAAAGGAAGAGAAGCUGAACUUUAUUGCAAGUCCGUGGCUAAUGUGGCUGACUUAGAGGAACUCUUUGGAAGACUCUGGACACAGUGCCAGGAGUGCCAAGGCUCUCUUCAUCAGGAUGUGCUUUGCACUAGUCGAGAUUGCCCAAUAUUUUACCGGAGAAAGAAAGCACAGAAGGACAUGGCAGAAGCCAAGCGACAAUUAGACCGAUGGCUCUGAAGUUAUUCUGCACCUUCUGCAAUGUGCAGAUGAGGUUAGUCUAGAAAAUGUAACAGAAGGCCAAAGAGAUGGGGAGGAUUUUGGUCACUUUUUCCCAUUUUUGUAUUAGAGAUUAUUGAAAAUAUUGUUGUUCCUUUUGCGGUGCUGUGAAUAUAUGAUCCUUUCUCA
Salvia hispanica is the source of this 3453-nucleotide messenger RNA. RefSeq names its product DNA polymerase delta subunit 1. Gene Ontology annotation, molecular function: DNA-directed DNA polymerase activity; DNA binding; nucleotide binding. NCBI's taxonomy places the organism in Eukaryota, Viridiplantae, Streptophyta, Magnoliopsida, Lamiales, Lamiaceae. Gene Ontology annotation, cellular component: delta DNA polymerase complex. Gene Ontology annotation, biological process: nucleotide-excision repair, DNA gap filling; DNA-templated DNA replication; base-excision repair, gap-filling. The record is from RefSeq and is a predicted model, not a curated record.